This is a messenger RNA of Psylliodes chrysocephalus, 2196 nucleotides long. Lineage: Eukaryota; Metazoa; Arthropoda; Insecta; Coleoptera; Chrysomelidae. The record is from the annotation of a GenBank genome assembly.
AUGGGAGAUGAUUCUGAAUUAGCUUCAAUCCCCCCUCCUCCUGGUACAACGGAUAACCCACCGCUGCCCCCAAAUCCGCCAUCACCAUCGUCCAAAAAUGAAGAAACCAAUCACGGUGUACAACCAAAUUGGACACAUUAUUAUUACAAUAACUUUUAUCAACAACAGUAUGCUCAAUAUUAUCAACAACUUUCUUAUAUGAUGCCCGGUUAUAAUUACCAGGCGUAUUUAAACCAAUUUAAUAAAAAAGAUGAUAAAGUCCAACCUCCCUUACCGCCGUGUUCCCCGAAUCCCCCCUUACCGAAUUCUAACAACAACAGACCGCAGCCACUGUUAAACCAACCGAAACAAUUUGGCCACAUACGUUUCCAGUUAAAUACUAAACGUUUGCCACAGAAUAACGCCAUUUUGCAGCUAAACAAUUCUCCCAACAGCGGCGCUUCAAAGAAAAAGCGCAAACGAAACAGGAAUAAUCAGUACAAUCUUCAAAAUAAUAAUUUUACGGCACCUCCUUUGCCCCCGCCGGAAUUGACUCCUCCGAAACCUGCUCCUCCCCCGGAAACGAUGCCUCCAGAACCGCCAUUACCGCCGCCUAUCGAAGAAUCUAAACCGCCUUUACCGCAAGAGUCUCCAGAGAAUUCCCAGAACGGAUUCGGGAAUCCUUCUGACGACUGGCCGGAAAGCUUGAAGGAUUACGUGCAUCGCAGCUAUGCCAAGUGCGUAACGGCGAUCGAUAAAAAUCAAGUGGAAAUCAUUUUGAAAGGGAAAAUCACGCAAGCUUAUCAAAACAGCCAGUUGCACAAAGAUUGGAGCCGGGAACCGUUGCCGAAUAUUCACAGCGAACGGCCCUCGUUUACAGGCCAGGCGAAAACCGUAACCGGACAAUUGAGCCAGUUUCAGAAUAAUAAGAAAAAGGGCAUUUCGCCCGGCUUGGGAGCCAGGUUGGGAGCGCGGCGGAGCACUUUAAGGGGAAAGAGUAAGUCUUCUUCUAGGUCCAGGUCGAGGUCGAGAUCUCCCGCGGCGAGGAAAACUUCUAGGUCGAAGUCUGGGAGUCCAAAAAGGAAUCGUCCUUAUAGCGGAAGUUCGAGUUCCAGCAGCGAGGAAUCUGGUAGUAAACCUGCGAAAGUAACAAAAAAACCUAAAGGUAAAUUAUCGGAGAGGCUAGGUCCGACGAAACCCAAGAACGGAAAAGCUUCCAAAAAGCAAAAGGCGAAAGCGAAAAAGCCGCCACCUCAAUUCUAUUCGAGUUUCGGUAGCGAACUCGAGGAAAAUAGCGAAUUACUGCAGCAAAGGGCUGCCAGAUUCAGUAACGGUAAAAACAGCAACUCUACGAGAUCGAGCGAUAACGGCUUCGAUAAAAACCAGAGCGUUAACGCCGUUGAGGAUAGGUUUAAUGAUAAUAGUAAUGUAUCUGUGAACUUUGACUGGUCGGAUUGUCACAUUGUGGGCACUUGUCAUGAUCUGGAGAAAUCUUUUCUUCGAUUGACUAAAGCUCCUGAUCCUUGUGAUGUUCGGCCAAUCGAAGUACUUAAAAUAUCCUUACAGAAUAUCAAAGAUAAGUGGAUGCAGAAGCAGGACUACUUUUAUGCUUGCGAUCAACUGAAGUCCGUUCGGCAAGAUUUAACGGUGCAAGGUGUUAGAAAUGAUUUCACGGUAGAAGUUUAUGAAACGCAUGCGCGAAUCGCUUUAGAAAAGGGCGAUCACGAGGAAUUCAAUCAGUGUCAAACGCAAUUAAAAAUGUUAUAUAACGAAAUCGGAGGCGAGAAUAGAAAUGAAUUUGUCGCAUAUAGGAUCCUCUAUUACAUAUUCACAAAGAAUACUUUAGAUAUAAUGACUAUAAUGAAAUAUUUAAACAGCAACGAAAAAUCUGAUCGUUGCAUUUCGUUCGCAUUAAAAAUUCGUUCGGCUUGGGGAUCGGGUAAUUACCACAAAUUUUUUUCGCUUUAUCAGCAAGCACCGUUAAUGACUGGAUACCUAAUCGAUUGGUUUAUAGAACGAGAACGAAAAGAUUUUCUUAAGUGCAUUAUCAAAAGCUAUCGUCAGACCGUUUCUAUGACCUUCAUGAUGCAAGAGCUGGCCUUCCGUUCGGCAGAAGAGUGUUUCGAAUUUUUAAACCAGUUUUCUUUAACUUUCGUCGAUUCUCAAAGGACUAUGAUCGAUUGUAAGAGUAGUAUGGGUGUUCUCCCUAAUAUUUAG